Messenger RNA from Nicotiana attenuata, 528 nucleotides. RefSeq lists its product as uncharacterized. Lineage: Eukaryota; Viridiplantae; Streptophyta; Magnoliopsida; Solanales; Solanaceae. The coding region runs from base 1 to 528 and encodes 175 amino acids. The transcript has a single exon. The record is from RefSeq and is a predicted model, not a curated record.
AUGGAAUAUCUCACUAUUAAAGGUCCAGUCAUACUGUUAAAUAAUUUGAAAGAUAGAUAUGACCACCUGAAGAUGGUCGUUCUUCCACAUGCACGUUAUGAUUGGACUCAUCUAUGGCUACAAGAUUUUAAAUCUAUAAGUGAAUAUAAUUCUGCUAUGUUCAGAAUUAUUUCCCAAUUGAAAUUAUGUGGUGAUAAGAUUACUGAUCAUGAUAUGUUGGAGAAAACUUUCACCACUUUUCACGCCUCGAAUAUGCUCCAGCAGCAGCAAUAUCGAGAGAUGGGAUUUAAAACGUAUUCUGAACUUAUCUCACAUCUUCUUAUAGCCGAGCAGCAUAAUGGGAUAUUAAUGAAAAACCAUGAAAGUCGACCUACUGGUUCUUGUCCAUUCCAUGAAGUGAAUGAGACGAACUUUCACCAAGCUAGACGUGGAAGAGGUCGUGGCCCCAGUCGUGGUCAUGGCCGUGGUCGGGGAAGAAACUCUAAUCAUGGUAAUAAUAAUGCACCAAAGAACCCUCCUCGCCACUAG